CAUAAGGACAAAUUUUCCUUAACUUGCAUUCUUGCCCUCAAGCAUCCUUUGAUGAGGGGCUCACUGCCUCUAUUGACUGCCCAGGAAGUUGGAGGUCACAGCUUGGCCGAGGCACAUGAGUCCCAGAGAAAGAAGAUGUUUUUAGCCCUUGAACCAGGGCCAGGCGCUUGGCUAACUUCACUGUGCCCUUCGUGUCAUGUGCUCGCGAAGAGGAUUUCGGUGAUGCUAAUCCCACUAAUGAGGGCUUCUCCCAGCCAUUACAUAAACCCCACAAGUCCCAGUGGCUUGGCAAGACAGCGCAGUAAAGAGAGAGCGCGCUUUUUGCCUUUUGAACUGAGUUCAAGGUAAUUAAAGUCAAGGGCGAGAGAAAGGGAGGGGAAUGGUGGUAGAAAUACCAGCAUAAUAAGUAGUAUGACUGUAGCGCUUUGUAAAUUGACUCAAUUAAACAAAGCCUGAUUUUUAACGGGGUUAACAUGGUGAGAAGUGCAGCCCUCAUUAAACCGAGCUGCUAGAGGAGUUUCUAAUUAAGUCAAAAUUGUUUCAGUUGUUUCACACUUAAAGCCACAUAAAACAGUGAGUGUGCAUGUGUGUGUGAACAUGGGCACACGUGCGUGUUUGGUGGUUUUGCAUGUGCUUUUGUAAAGGAGGGAGGCAAAAAGAAAAAAAAAGGACAAGGUCGAGUGUGAGAACGGGAAAGACGUAGGGACAGAGAAAGUCACAGGAGGAGGAAAAGCCAAAGGAAGAGAGGGUUCGAGAUUCUGUGAGGGAAGCAGAGAUUUCUCCCCAUUUUGGAGCCAUGAUCAAGCAGCAGCAGGCUGGCCUGCCAUGGUGGCUCACGCUCCUUUGCCUGGGUUCCUGCCUCCUCCCCAUGACCCGGGCUCAGUUUCCCCGGACCUGUAUGACCUUGGAAAGCGUAGUGUCCAAAGAGUGCUGCCCCGCUCUCGGUGUGGACCCUGCCAAUAGAUGUGGCAUGCUAGAGGGCAGAGGACAAUGUGCAGAGGUGCAGACAGACGCCAGACCCUGGAGUGGUCCCUAUGUGCUCCGGAACCAGGACGAUCGUGAGCAGUGGCCGAGAAAAUUCUUCAAUCGGACGUGCAGGUGUACAGACAACUUUGCUGGCUACAACUGUGGAGACUGCAAAUUUGGCUGGACCGGUCCCACCUGCAAUCAAAAGAAGCCGCCGGUUGUUCGGAAGAAUAUUCAUUCUUUGUCUCCGAGAGAGAGAGAGCAGUUCUUGGAUGCCUUGGACCUUGCAAAGAACACCAUCCACCCAGACUAUGUGAUUACUACUCAGCACUGGCUGGGCCUGUUGGGGCCCAAUGGAACCCAGCCACAAAUUGCCAACUGUAGCAUUUAUAACUACUUUGUGUGGUUACAUUAUUACUCUGUCAGAGAUACGCUAUUAGGACCAGGGCGACCAUUCAAAGCCAUAGAUUUCUCCCACCAAGGGCCGGCAUUCCUUACCUGGCACAGGUAUCAUUUAUUGUUGCUGGAAAGAGAUCUCCAGAGACUCACUGGCAAUGAGUCCUUUGCAUUACCUUACUGGAACUUUGCCACAGGGAAGAAUGAGUGUGAUGUCUGUACAGACCAGCUGUUUGGUGCUUCAAGACUGGAAGACUCAGCCUUGAUUAGUCAGAAUUCAAGAUUCUCCCGCUGGGAAAUUGUGUGUAACAGCUUGGAUGACUAUAACCGCCAGGUUACCUUGUGUAAUGGGACAAAUGAAGGUCUGCUGCGAAGAAAUCAACUAGGAAGAACCAGGGUACAGUUGCCCACCAUAGAGGAUGUCCAGGCGUGCCUUUCUCUUGAGAAGUUUGACAAUCCUCCUUUCUUCCGGAAUUCGAGCUUCAGUUUUAGGAAUGCCCUGGAAGGAUUUGAUAAAGCAGAUGGAACCUUUGAUUCACCAGUAAUGAGCCUCCAUAACUUGGUUCAUGCUUUCCUGAAUGGCACUAGUGCUUUGCCCCAUUCUGCUGCAAAUGAUCCAAUUUUUGUGGUCCUUCAUUCCUUCACUGAUGCCAUUUUUGAUGAGUGGAUGAAGCGCUUUAAUCCACCUGUUAAUGCCUGGCCUCCAGAGCUGGCACCUAUUGGUCACAAUCGGAUGUAUAAUAUGGUCCCUUUCUUCCCUCCUGUGACAAAUGAGGAGUUCUUUUUAACUGCAGACCAACUUGGCUAUGAUUAUUCCAUUAACUUGUCAGCUUCAUCUUCAGGGAAAGCCACCCAGGAUCAGACUCUAAUCCUGUCAGUUAUUGGGGCGGGCCUGGUUGCUUUAGUGGCCCUAUCUUUGUUACUAGUUCUCCUUCAGUACAGAAGACAGCGGAAAGGUUUUGCCCCCCUGAUGGAGACCAGGUUCAGCAACAGGAAAUACACAGAAGAUGCCUAACACUAAAGAAGACUUGCGUUAUAGCUAACCCUCAGAAGAAAGAAAGGGCUUAGACAAAUUUGAAGGAAUUAGCAUGGUUACUAGUUCUGUUUUGACUUGGAUACUGAGAAGAUUAUUUUCUAGGGAGCUAAUUGAAUUGUUCUUUCUUACACUGAACAUAUGGUUGGCAUAGGUCUUCCUUAGUGUGGCACUAUUCCAAAACAUAGGAGAUACUUAGCUUUUCCUUGAAUAAACUCACCGCUAGGAUGCUUGGGAAGUUUCUUUUACUCAAUAAAGGUAAAGUUUGUGAUUUUUCUCUCAGACAGUAUCUCAGUCUUCACAGUCAUCUGAAAGCACCAAUACAUGAAGAAGAAAGUUGCUUAAAAGUCGAAGAUCAUAGAAUAUUAGAGAUAGAUGUAAUAUUAGAGAUAAUGCCCAUUUUAAAAUGGGCUUCAGUUCAGCACAAUCAGCACAGUCAGACCUUUCCUCAAAUCAAUUACUUUCCUCCAGAGGACUUGCAUGUAAUUUUAUUCAAAAUUAGAUUGAAAAAUUAAAUUAAAAUUUCAAAUUAGAUCUUCAAAUUGCUGCAAUUCGCUCUGUUUUUUUCAGUGUGUGGACAAUGAAGAAAAGAGAAGAUAUAAACUCAAACAUAUAUAAAGAUACACAUAAAUACAUAUAUGUGCACACACACAUAUGUAAAAUUUAAAUUGGCAGCUGGGUUUUCCCUAAUUAAUUUCUUUUUUCUUUGACAUUGACCUCAAAUUGACCUAAUUUCCUUGCACGCUCCCUACAAUCUUCAAACCUCCAGUGUGACAAGGAAAAUUUGAGAAAAAUCUAAUUGAUGAAACAAUCACACAGAACAAACAAUAUUUACAACAUAAUUCUAUACCCAUAAUCCUCCACUUCUCUAACUCCUUUUAAAAAAAAAUAAGACUGAGAUUGGGCAACUGCAAUUUAGCAGGAUUUAAUAAAAUUUUCACAUUGUUUUUAUUUUUCUGAUUUUUUUUCUUUGCUCUGUGUCACUUCAUAUAUGUCUUCUGGGUUUCUCUGAAUUCUUCACAUUUAUUGUUUCUUCUUGCAAAUUACUUCCCCACCACAUUUAUAUAUCACAGAUUUGUGCUGCCAUUCCUCUUUCGAUGGGCACUUUUUUGUUUGGGAGAGAAGCAGGUUCAACUUGGGUUCCAUUUCUUCUCUCUCGUGCUUCUUCUGUUCAUCCCCUCUUCUCUUUUCCUUUGUCCCUCUUAUAUGACCUUCACUCAAAGGGUAUACAGAUUGAAUGUGCUUCAUUAUAAAUAAGGCUCUAUAUAACUCAUAUGAUUAGGAUGCCUGUAUGUAUAUUAAAUUUUGUAAUCUCUAAAUAGUCCACUUUCUAGACUCAAUAUUUUUCUGACAUGGUGAUAAGUACUGCAUAAAUAAAAACAUUAUGAGAAUCAA
Messenger RNA from Monodelphis domestica (gray short-tailed opossum), 3790 nucleotides. It is a transcript of the gene DCT, whose product is annotated as dopachrome tautomerase. Gene Ontology annotation, cellular component: melanosome. The record is from RefSeq and is a predicted model, not a curated record. Gene Ontology annotation, biological process: positive regulation of neuroblast proliferation; ventricular zone neuroblast division; developmental pigmentation. Gene Ontology annotation, molecular function: oxidoreductase activity; dopachrome isomerase activity. NCBI's taxonomy places the organism in Eukaryota, Metazoa, Chordata, Mammalia, Didelphimorphia, Didelphidae.